UUUUGCCACUCCCCUUAAAAUAUGUAUAGUGGCUAGAGAAGCAGUAUGAGUGCAAUCAUAAUAUGAUAGGAUAUGUCAAGACAAUUUCGGGGCAUUCUUUCAGCCAAUAAAUGCCCGAAACGUUGAUUUUAGUGUGAAACCCAAGCCUCAAACUCAAAUACAGUGUGGCGAGGAUCGAGUUGUGGGGUGGCAUCCUCUCUCCGUCCUCACUUUCCUGAAAAAUCAGCUCCUUCCUUGUAGUCGGUGGAGAUGAGAAGAAUAACGGGAAUGGCAAGGGAAGAAACUUUGAUCGAAAUGAAGAGCGCAAUGGAUUCGCAGAUUGGAGAAGAUGGCCCUGCUAUGCUGACAGCAUUCAGGAUGAUCCUAUUAACAGAGGAAUGUAAUGGCCACAGUCAUAAUAACUCUAUAGAGGAUGGAGGAACACAGCUACCUGGACACACAGAGACGGACAGACUACAGCAGAACAAAGACACCGUGUUCUUCAGGGACGGGGUUCGCAGGAUUGACUUCAUACUGUCAUACCUAGAUGACAAGGAUGGAGAGAAGAAGCAGGAGAGGAGGAGGGAGUUUGAGGCCAACCUUAAGAAGGCUGGACUGGAGCUUGAGACUGAGGACAAAUCGGACUCAGAUGAUCUGAAAACGUACUUCCUGAAGAUCCACGCCCCGUGGGAGGUGUUGGCCACCUACGCUGACGUGUUGAAGAUCAAGGUUCCCUUUAAGGAAAGCGACAUCCCCCACGGACAGGACGUUCCACUGGAGUGGCUCUCCCGACCGUUCCGCCUGCCAGAGAAGGUGAUGCGCCCACAGCCUGACUACUUCACCUCUCCAUUUGAUAAGGACAAGAUAGACUUCUUCCUCAUCAAAAACCAAGACACCUUCUUCCCCCCCUCCACACGCAACAGAAUAGUGUACUACAUCCUGUCUCGCUGUCCGUACCAUAAAGAGGACCGCAAGGAGACAGACAAGAAAGGUAUCAAGCGGUUGCUGAACAACGGGACCUACACCUCAGCCUUCCCACUUCAUGAUUGUCGAUACUGGGAGAGGAACACAAAUGAGCAGUGUGAGAGCGAACGCUACCACCUCUAUAAGAAUUGGGCUAGGUUCCUCUGUUUCUACAAGGAGCAGCCCCUCAACCUCAUCAGGAAGUAUUAUGGGGAGAAGAUUGGGAUCUACUUUGCCUGGCUGGGCUUCUACACAGAGAUGUUGUUCUUUGCUGCGGUCAUGGGGGUCAUAUGUUUUACCUAUGGUGUGCUAAGCUACGAUGAUAAUUUAACAAGUAAGGAGAUCUGUGACCCCAGCAUUGGAGGGAGGACUGUGAUGUGUCCGCUGUGUGAUAAGAAGUGUAGUUACUGGAAGCUCAACUCCACGUGCCUCUCAUCCUGGCAAUCCCAUCUGUUUGAUAACGAGGGGACAGUGUUCUUUGCCAUGUUUAUGGGGAUCUGGGUGACUCUGUUCCUGGAGUUCUGGAAGCGGCGCCAGGCCCAGUUGGAGUAUGAGUGGGACCUGGUGGAUUUCGAGGAGGAGCAGCAGCAGCUCCAGAUCCGCCCGGAGUUUGAGACCAAGUGCACUGACCAGAGACUCAACCGGAUCACCCAGGAAAUGGAGCCAUACCUACCCCUCCCCAAAAAGUGUGGUCGCUUUUGCCUCUCCGGUGUUACUGUUCUGUUCUGGAUGCUUCUGAUUGUGGCCUGUAUCACUGGGGUGAUAGUCUACAGGCUGGCUGUGUAUGCAGCUUUCGCCAGCAUCAUGAAGGACAGCCCCACUAAGAAGAUCCAUCUGGUGGGCUCUCUCAUCACCCCGCAGCUCGCUACCUCUGUCACCGCCUCCUUUAUCAACUUUGUCAUCAUUAUGAUCCUUAACUUCUUCUAUGAGCGAGUGGCCAUCUGGAUCACUGAUAUGGAAAUUCCCAAGACACAUCUGGAGUAUGAAAACAAGUUGACAAUGAAGAUGUUCCUCUUCCAGUUUGUCAAUUACUAUUCUUCAUGUUUCUACGUGGCCUUCUUCAAGGGGAAGUUUGUGGGUUACCCAGGCAACUACACGUACAUGUUUGGCAAAUACAGCAGGCUGAGGAAUGAGGAGUGUGACCCAGGAGGCUGUUUGAUUGAGCUGACCACCCAGCUGGUGAUUGUCAUGACAGGGAAGCAGGUGUGUGGGAACAUCCAGGAGGCCCUACUGCCGCUGCUGAGGAACUGGUGGUGCAGCAGGAAGGCCCGGAAAGACCAAUACAGCCGCUGGGAGCAGGACCACGACCUGCAGAACUUCAGCCAGCUGGGCCUGUUCUAUGAGUACCUGGAGAUGGUAAUCCAGUUUGGCUUCAUCACUCUGUUUGUGGCCUCUUUCCCCCUGGCCCCCCUGCUGGCCCUCUGUAACAACAUCCUGGAGGUCAGAGUGGACGCCUGGAAGUUCACCACCCAGUUCCGCCGGCCUGUGGCGGCCAAGGCCCACAACAUCGGAGCAUGGCAGGAGAUCCUCAAUGUGGUGGCCAUCUUGUCCGUUGUCACCAAUGCAUUCAUCAUGGCCUUUACUUCAGACAUGAUCCCCCGCCUGGUCUACCUGUAUGCCUACCACCCUGGCUCUGAAGCCACCAUGAGUGGCUACAUCAACAACAGCCUGUCAGUGUAUGACAUCUCCCAGAUCCCUCUCCUCAGUACGCCCGAGGAGGGGGCGAUUCCUGCCUGGUUUAACAGCUCCUUCAUCACCACCUGCAGGUACCGUGACUACCGCUACCCUCCAGGCCACCAGAGGCAGUACUCCCACACUAUGCAGUUCUGGCACAUCCUGGCAGCCAAACUGGCCUUCAUCAUUAUCAUGGAGCACGUGGUGUUUGUGGUGAAGUUCUUUGUGGCCUGGCUGAUCCCGGAUGUGCCAUCCGAGGUGAAGGCUCGGAUCAAACGGGAACGUUACCUCAUCCAGGAAUACCUGCACAACUACGAGGUUGAGAAGCUCAAGAUCCAGCUGAGUCAGAGUUUUAUCAUUGAACCCAAACCUGAGGUCUGCACUGCCACCGACAAGCAUGACGUGUUAUCAGAGUGCCUGUAGGCCCCAAAUCAAUAAACUCACACCCACCUGGUUAACCUAACUGGGAGGGUGUUGCUGUGAAGUCUCCUCCACUGAUGGCAAACAUACGUACAGUAAAGGGCUUCUGGCAAUGGGGCAAUCCUAUCAACUGUUUCUCUUUGUUUUGUUGUUUGUUUAUUUUCUAAUGAGCAGCUAGCAGAUUUCAACCUUUUCGCCUAUAUUAGGACUUUCAUUGGAGGCAGGGAUGGAAUAAUUUGAUCGAUGACCCCAUCUCGUCACCUUUUCUCAGCGUCCAAUGCUGUUGCAAUGCAAGCUCCUAUUCUUCAGCUUGCUUCAUAUCUUCUGUACAAUGAUGUUUCUUGCAACUGAUUCAAUCAUUCAGUGCCAGUGUUGAUUGUGAUGGGAUAUUAUGGAAUCCUACAAAAGUAUGUGCCAACUUGUUAAAUGCUAUUGGGAUUCAUGAUAUUGUACCAGACAAUAUACAGCUUCUUGAAUAAAAUGUAAUAUAAUGCUCACCUUAUCCACAAUGUCAUAAUAUGUUACUAACAUAUCCAACAAAGACUGCCAAAGAUAUCCCAUGGCUUUUAUCGGCAGCUAUCUAAUGAAUUACCUUUAAAGUCAUAUGCGUGUUUGAUAGAAUGUAACAUAUAAAAUCUAAUUUAUUUGCCUUCAAGUGUUGGCAUGUUAUCUGCUUCAAUUUGGCUGUAACUGGGCUACAUUAAAUGUGAUGUGUUUUCCUUUCAUUAAUGUCAUGUAUUUGAAAUAUUUCCAUGGGAGUCAAUGUAAAAACUGUCAAUUAAAGGCCCAAUGCAACCGUC
Oncorhynchus kisutch (coho salmon) is the source of this 3836-nucleotide messenger RNA. Its product is annotated as anoctamin-5. Gene Ontology annotation, cellular component: plasma membrane. Lineage: Eukaryota; Metazoa; Chordata; Actinopteri; Salmoniformes; Salmonidae. Gene Ontology annotation, molecular function: chloride channel activity; protein dimerization activity. Gene Ontology annotation, biological process: chloride transmembrane transport. The coding region runs from base 250 to 3039 and encodes 929 amino acids. The transcript has 21 exons. The record is from RefSeq and is a predicted model, not a curated record.